Eufriesea mexicana is the source of this 1136-nucleotide messenger RNA. It is a transcript of the gene Cdk7, whose product is annotated as Cyclin-dependent kinase 7. The coding region runs from base 11 to 1027 and encodes 338 amino acids. The record is from RefSeq and is a predicted model, not a curated record. Gene Ontology annotation, biological process: positive regulation of transcription by RNA polymerase II; protein phosphorylation. NCBI's taxonomy places the organism in Eukaryota, Metazoa, Arthropoda, Insecta, Hymenoptera, Apidae. Gene Ontology annotation, cellular component: transcription factor TFIIK complex; cytoplasm; nucleus. Gene Ontology annotation, molecular function: cyclin-dependent protein serine/threonine kinase activity; ATP binding; RNA polymerase II CTD heptapeptide repeat kinase activity. The transcript is spliced from 5 exons.
UUUAGAAAAGAUGACAGAAAAAUUACGAAGAUAUGAGAAAAUCGAUUUCUUAGGAGAAGGACAGUUCGCUACUGUAUAUAAAGCCAAAGAUGUUGAAACGUCUAAAAUUGUUGCUGUGAAAAAGAUUAAAGUUGGAAGUCGUGCAGAAGCUAAGGAUGGUAUAAAUAGAACUGCAUUACGUGAAAUUAAAUUACUGCAAGAAUUAAACCAUGAUAAUGUGAUAGGUUUAUUAGAUGUUUUUGGCCACAAGUCAAAUGUUUCUUUAGUAUUUGACUUUAUGGAUACAGAUUUGGAAGUAAUAAUAAAGGAUAAUAAUAUAGUUUUAACAUCUGCAAACAUUAAAGCAUAUAUGAUUCAAACUUUACAAGGUUUAGAUUAUUUACAUUAUAAUUGGAUACUUCACAGAGAUUUAAAACCAAACAAUUUACUUGUCAAUGCAGAAGGUGUCUUAAAAAUAGGUGAUUUUGGUUUGGCUAAGUUUUUUGGAUCACCUAAUCGAAUAAAUACUCAUCAAGUAGUAACAAGAUGGUAUAGAGCACCUGAAUUAUUGUAUGGUGCAAGAUUAUAUGGAACUGGAAUUGAUAUGUGGGCAGUUGGUUGUAUAUUAGCAGAACUUUUAUUACGUGUACCAUUUUUACCUGGGGAAUCUGACCUAGACCAGCUUACUAGAAUAUUUCAAACAUUGGGCACACCUACUGAGGAAACAUGGCCAGGAAUGACUGAACUACCAGAUUUUAUUCAAUUUAAACCUUUUCCUGGUAUGCCAUUGAAACAUAUAUUUACUGCUGCUGGUGAUGAUCUCCUAGAUUUGAUUGCUAGUCUGUUAAAUGUAAAUCCUUUGGAGAGGUGUACAUGUGACCAAGCUCUUCAAAUGCCAUACUUCAGCAAUAAACCAGCACCAACUCCUGGACCUAGAUUACCUCUUCCUACAUCUGUUAAACGUCAACCAGAAGAGAAACCUAGUCUAAAGAGGAAAUUACUAGAAUCGAUGGAUGGUGCUUCGCUUGCGAAAAGAUUACAGUUUUAACUAUAAAUGUAAUUAGAAUCAAUUGUAAAUUAUUACAAAAGGUGAUUUAUUGUUACUGUUCUCCUUAUUAGUUUAACAAUAAAUUACCAAUAUAAUAUGUAGUUAAAUA